Messenger RNA from Marmota flaviventris (yellow-bellied marmot), 1843 nucleotides. RefSeq names its product basic leucine zipper and W2 domains 2 (gene Bzw2). Gene Ontology annotation, molecular function: protein binding. Gene Ontology annotation, cellular component: cytoplasm; membrane. The record is from RefSeq and is a predicted model, not a curated record. NCBI's taxonomy places the organism in Eukaryota, Metazoa, Chordata, Mammalia, Rodentia, Sciuridae.
GGAGGCGGAGCUUCUCUGGGUUCCGUGUGUCUAUGUCAAUGUGUCUGUCCUUCACUCCUCCAUUGUCUGCCGCCGCCACUGCAGCUGCAGGAGUUUCCGCAGCCCCCAGCCUCGCGCGUCGUCGCUACCUCCUCGGACAGAAAUUUUAUGAAUAAGCAUCAGAAGCCAGUGCUAACAGGCCAGCGGUUCAAAACUCGGAAAAGGGAUGAAAAAGAGAAAUUCGAACCCACGGUCUUCAGGGAUACACUUGUCCAGGGGCUUAAUGAAGCUGGUGAUGACCUUGAAGCUGUAGCCAAAUUUCUGGACUCGACUGGCUCAAGAUUAGAUUAUCGUCGCUAUGCAGACACACUCUUUGAUAUCCUGGUGGCAGGCAGUAUGCUUGCCCCUGGAGGAACACGCAUAGAUGAUGGUGACAAGACUAAGAUGACCAACCACUGUGUGUUUUCAGCAAAUGAAGAUCAUGAAACCAUCCGAAACUAUGCUCAGGUCUUCAAUAAACUCAUCAGGAGAUAUAAGUAUUUGGAAAAGGCAUUUGAAGAUGAAAUGAAAAAGCUUCUCCUCUUCCUUAAAGCCUUUUCCGAAACAGAGCAGACAAAGUUGGCGAUGUUGUCUGGGAUCCUGCUGGGCAAUGGCACCCUUCCUGCCACCAUCCUCACCAGUCUGUUCACUGACAGCUUAGUCAAAGAAGGCAUUGCAGCCUCAUUUGCUGUCAAGCUUUUCAAAGCCUGGAUGGCAGAAAAAGACACCAACUCUGUUACCUCUUCCUUGAGAAAAGCCAACUUAGACAAGAGGCUGCUUGAACUCUUUCCAGUAAACAGACAGAGUGUGGAUCAUUUUGCUAAAUACUUCACUGAUGCAGGUCUGAAGGAGCUUUCAGAUUUCCUCCGAGUCCAGCAAUCCCUGGGCACCAGGAAAGAACUGCAGAAAGAGCUCCAAGAGAGACUGUCUCAGGAAUGCCCAAUUAAGGAGGUGGUGCUUUAUGUCAAAGAAGAAAUGAAGAGGAAUGAUCUUCCAGAAACAGCAGUGAUUGGACUUCUGUGGACCUGUAUAAUGAACGCAGUUGAAUGGAACAAGAAGGAAGAACUUGUUGCAGAGCAAGCUCUUAAGCAUCUGAAGCAAUACGCUCCCCUGCUGGCUGUGUUCAGCUCCCAGGGCCAGUCAGAGCUGAUCCUCCUCCAGAAGGUUCAGGAAUACUGCUACGACAACAUCCACUUCAUGAAAGCCUUCCAAAAGAUUGUGGUCCUCUUUUACAAAGCUGAUGUUCUCAGUGAAGAAGCAAUACUGAAGUGGUAUAAAGAAGCACACGUUGCCAAAGGCAAAAGUGUUUUUCUUGACCAGAUGAAGAAAUUUGUUGAGUGGUUACAAAAUGCAGAAGAAGAAUCUGAAUCAGAAGGUGAAGAAAAUUAAAGGCCCCAGAUGAUCACAAUACCUAGGAUUAUGACACACACUUUUUGAUUGAGAACCUGAUGCAUUUGGGAAGAGAAACUUGGCUUCAGUUUUCACAAAGGAAAAAAAAAAAAAUAGGAUAGGCUUCCCUUGUGCAAAGGGGAAAUGGUUUCUGUUCUUGUUUUGUUUUAAUGGAGCCCUGAGGCAUUGCUAGGACACUUGGGACUCUACCUCUCACUCACUGUCUGCUAACUUAAAGCCAUUCAACCAGGAGUCCAGUAGGAAUCUGAAACUCAAUACUCGGCAGACUCCUCUUUUUUAGCUGUAUUUUUCAGGUACUGUGUGGUGAACGCCCCACUGGUGUCUAUUACAGGGCCACUUUGGUAGUUGUGUAUCUGCUCGUGUAUGUGAUUUGACAAACCAGUUUUUUAAAAUAAAUGGCUUUUUAAAAAUCUGC